Echinococcus granulosus is the source of this 1236-nucleotide messenger RNA. RefSeq lists its product as hypothetical. Bases 1 to 1236 code for a protein of 411 amino acids. Lineage: Eukaryota; Metazoa; Platyhelminthes; Cestoda; Cyclophyllidea; Taeniidae. The record is from RefSeq and is a predicted model, not a curated record. The transcript has 9 exons.
AUGGCUGAGAUGGAAGGACUUGAAAAAGAGGUCACUGAACUUAGAGGUCUUUCGCAGCGCCAAGCUGAACAUAUUGUCGCGUUGGAGAAAGCUCAAGACUGCAAUGCUGUGGCGAAGGAGAAGGCGCUUAGUGAAGCGCAGUCUAAGGUAACUGAACUAGAAUCGCAAAUUGAAAGCCUUCGUCGGAACCCCCUUUCAAACAAGGAGGAACUUGAAAAGGAGGUUAAUGAACUGCGACAUCUCUCAGACCAACAAGCUAAACAAAUUGUCGCCUUGGAGACAACUCAGAAUGGUAACCUUGUGGAGAAGGAGAAGGCCCUCACUGAGGCCCAUUCGAAGAUUGCCGAAUUGGAAGCACAAAUCGAGGGCCUUCGCACAAACUCUACUUUUAACUUAGAAGACCAGCAUGUUAAGGUACUUGAAAGAGAGGUGACCGAUUUGCGAGGUCUUUCAGAACGGCAGGCUGAACACAUUGCUGCUUUGGAGAAAUCUCUUGCCACUUCAAAAGGUUGUGAAAAACGCGAUGCGACAGUGGACGCGACUGUCCGAUGUCGUGAAGUGGAGACCAUAGCUUUGUGUCAAACGGAACGCAGCCUUGUCAAGUCGGAGGAGCUUCUUACCCAGCUUCGAACCGACCUUACCCAAUCGAAGGCGAGCUAUGCACAGUUGGAGGAGCGUUUUAAACAACUGACAGAUCGUCUCGUAGCCAGUGAUGAGGAGAAAUCCCGCCUGGAGGGAGUCGUUGCCCAACUGGAAAUGGAAUCUUCCACCAUCGACGAAUACGUCACAAUGUUUGCACAUCGCCGGCAACUCCUGCUCAAGAGAGCAAAGAUAAGGGACGCGUUGUUAUUACGAUUGAUUCGGGAUAGAAAUGAACUGCGCCAGCGGCUUCAUUCACUCUCUGACGUGGCCAACGCCGUGAUUGCCUCUUCUUCCUCUUCGUCUUCAAAAUCUGAAGGCGAGCAGAGCACUAAUCCAUCAAUGACAGAUUUUGAAAAAGCACUUUCCGAUUUCCUUUCCCAUUUGGCCACUUCCUCCACUGAUUACUCUCUGGACCUCAAUGCGGAGGACAAUGAGGAAGACGAUGUGAAUAAUGGCACUACUGGAAAUGUAAAAGCGGCUGGGGAUGAAAAAAUUGAAGGCGCCUCGCUAGAUGACCAGUUGCGCCGAUACGUUUCUGCUGUUCACGACUGUCUGCAUUGUGAAUGCUGCUCCGGUUCCCUGAUGGUCGUCUAG